Effrenium voratum is the source of this 756-nucleotide messenger RNA. The record is from the annotation of a GenBank genome assembly. Lineage: Eukaryota; Dinophyceae; Suessiales; Symbiodiniaceae.
CCCCACCACCCCUCGGCCUUUUCUCGCCGGCCGCUCCUUUUUUUCUGGCGCCAUGUCCACCCUGAAGCCGGCGCUGCCGCGUUCAGAGUCGGAGCUGGGCCGGAACCGGGAGCAGAAGGGAACAAACUCCUACUACUACGCGCACAACGAGAAAUGGGAGGUCCCCGAGCACGCAAAGGUCCGGGCGGGGCCGGGUCUCAUCACUGGCGGGGCGCCAGUGAAGCUGGGCGAGGAGUCCGGCUACCCGGCCCCAGAAGAGGGCUCGGCGGCGGCAGAGGUGGUGGCCGAGUUGCGGAAGCGGGUGGAGGAGUUGGAAGGUCAACUCAUCGCAGCGCGGAUGGGCACGAAGCCCAUCACCCAGUUCUCCUUCAGCGAUGAGGGGGCCAAGUGCAAGGUCUACGUGGAGGUGGAGAAGGAGGUCAUGGAGCGGCAGAGCAGUGAGGAGGGCUCCGUGUGCUCCAGUGAGGCGGCUGUGGUGGUCUCUUUCUCCGGCAGGAGCUGCUCCUUGCGGGUGACCUCCACGGGCCUGGACGGCUCCAUCAUGGAGCGCCGCGCCCUGACGCUGGUCGGCGAUUCCGACAUUGUGCCAGAGAAAUGCACCUACAAGGUGGACAGAGCGAAGGGGCGGAUUACCUUGAGCUUCUACAAGAAGGAUGAGAAGAAGAGGUGGCAGAGCGUGAAGCCCCAGAGAACGUGAGGGACGGGCGGAAUGCCGGAUGCCGCACGAUGCCGCACGCAGCGGGGCCGACAGCAGCC